AUGACAUCAUUUUUAUUCAGGGUUAUAGCGUUCACUGGAAAUGAAGAUUCCAGAAAGUUCUUUUUGGAAGGAGAGUUGACUUUGAACAACAUCAAGUCAUUUGGUGAAAAUUUCCUAGAAGACAACCUCAAGCCCUUCUACAAGUCGGAUCCAAUCCCAGAGACUAAUGAUGAGGAUGUAAAAAUAGUUGUUGGUAAUAACUUCGAUGAAAUAGUUUUAGACGAGUCAAAGGAUGUUCUUCUAGAGAUAUACGCGUCAUGGUGUGGCCAUUGCCAAGCACUCGAACCAACAUACAAUAAACUUGCAAAACAUCUUAGAGGGAUUGAUUCCCUUGUUAUAGCCAAAAUGGAUGGCACCACAAAUGAACACCCUCGUGCCAAGUCUGAUGGAUUCCCGACACUUCUUUUCUUCCCCGCUGGCAAUAAGAGUUUUGACCCGAUCACAGUUGAUACAGAUAGAACAGUGAAAGCCUUCUACAAGUUUCUCAAGCAACACGCGGCUAUCCCUUUCAAGCUCCAGAAACCUGAGUCGACUCAGAAACCCGAGUCAACACAGGAAAGUAGCAAUCAAGAUCUGAAGGAUGAAUUAUGA
Messenger RNA from Lactuca virosa, 591 nucleotides. The record is from the annotation of a GenBank genome assembly. Lineage: Eukaryota; Viridiplantae; Streptophyta; Magnoliopsida; Asterales; Asteraceae.